Messenger RNA from Geodia barretti, 339 nucleotides. The record is from the annotation of a GenBank genome assembly. NCBI's taxonomy places the organism in Eukaryota, Metazoa, Porifera, Demospongiae, Tetractinellida, Geodiidae.
AUGAUGCGGGGCGGAAACCGGAAGAUGCGCCGGCAGAUGGACAAGAUGGGCCUUCAGAUGGAGGAGGUAUCAGACGUUCAGGAGGUCAUCAUAAAGACAGACAAGAUAGAGAUAAUCCUAUCAAAGCCCCAGGUAUCCAAGAUGCAGGCAAAGGAGGGCGGCGCCCUGUACACGGUCAGUGCGGACAACUACGAGGAGAGAGAGCUGGAGGUACAGAUAUUCUCUGAUGAGGACAUUAGGACUGUGUGCGAGCGGGCCGGCGUGGAUGAGGAGAGGGCAAAGGGAGCCCUUGCCGAGGCAGAGGGCGAUAUUGUCAAUGCCAUACUGCUGCUACAGUAG